AUGGUCGUCGGUGCCUUUCCAAUCGCUAAACUGCUCUACUUGGGCGUAAGGCAAAUGAGUAAACCAGUAGCUAACAGAAUAAAAGCAGGGGCACGGAGAAGCGAAUUCUUCAAGAAUUACAUCUGCCUUCCGCCAGCACAGGCAUACCACUGGAUUGAGAUGAAGACAAAGAUGAGGAUCAUGGGUUUCCGUGGCUCCUCCAUUAAGCCCUUAAAUGAGGAGGCAGCGGCAGAACUCGGUGCUGAGUUACUCGGCGAGGCCAUUAUCUUUAUCAUCGGCGGAGGCUGCAUGGUGUUGGAAUAUAGCCGACAGGCAGCCAACUCUCGUCGUAAAGAGGAGGAGCUAAACGAGACUAUCCACAGCCUGCAGACGCAGUUGGGAGAGCUAGCCUUGACCGUAGAAACUCUGGAUACACGACUCCGUGAAGUCAACCGGCUAAUGCUGUCCCUACCAUCUGCCCCCAGUUCCAAAUAAUUCAAUAUGCAAGUCCCUUGCCGAACCGCUCGAUCGGACUACAUGGUGAACAGGUCUGUAUGGAACGGGAGUUCAGCACUGCCAUACGUACACACAGCUCUGCCACACGCACACUCAUAGUUGUCCAGAUUUGCGAGGGUGGACGCGUGAGCAAAAAACGCAAGGUGCUGUGGUUAACUCUGUGAUUAACACCUGUCAAGUCAACUUGACAAAAAGAAAAAAAAUGGAAUUGCUUCUAAUUUGUUUUUGGUGUAUUUGCAGGUGUGUCACAAGUGUUGAUUUAAGGCACUCUGAACAAGUCCAAAUUUUAUCCCCUGUAUUGCACUUGAAAUCUGGACAUAUUUAAACAUAUCAUGUUUCCACAGCAUUUCAGUGAUUAAUAUAAUGAAAGUAAAACUGUUGAAACUGAGAGAACACUUGUUGGGCAAUUCCCUACUAUGGCUGUGUAAUGAUGCCUAACUAAAUUUAGCUCCAUUGCUCAGAGUGAACAGAAGCGUUUAGCUCUAUUUUGUUGGUUAUGGUUUAAAUGGUUGUAAACAUUUUUUUGUUAAUUUGUAAAUAAAGAGCUAUUGGAAUAAAACCCUGUAUAAACAUAAUGACGUGACAGCCCUGGUUAAAAAAAAAAGAAAGAAAGAAAAACAAUCCUCUUUUUG
This is a messenger RNA of Chanos chanos (milkfish), 1127 nucleotides long. It is a transcript of the gene opa3, whose product is annotated as outer mitochondrial membrane lipid metabolism regulator OPA3. Lineage: Eukaryota; Metazoa; Chordata; Actinopteri; Gonorynchiformes; Chanidae. The transcript is spliced from 2 exons. Gene Ontology annotation, cellular component: mitochondrion. The record is from RefSeq and is a predicted model, not a curated record. Gene Ontology annotation, biological process: regulation of lipid metabolic process. The coding region runs from base 1 to 474 and encodes 157 amino acids.